GUCCUCCUGUCCUAGGAGUUAGCAGUAAAGCGAUUAUUUUGGGGGGAAGAUCCUGGCUAACAACAUUCUUACUGCGCUGUCAUGCUUCACGGGGAUCUUCUGAACUCUUAAAACCGCCUGACGACGUUUCUUCAUUCUGUGAAGAUGCAGUUCCGCACCGUCCUGGAUGUAAAUGUUGUGGACGUGCAGAAGAGAAGGAGUCCAUCCAAACACUAUGUGUACCUAAUCGACGUCACAUAUUCAGACACCACAUCCCAUGUCAUAUACCGGAGAUACAGCAAAUUCUUUGACUUACAGAUGAGAAUUCUUGACAAAUUCCCAAUUGAGGGAGGACAGAAAGACCCAAAAAAGAGGAUAAUCCCCUUUUUGCCAGGGAAAGUCUUGUUUCGCCGCAGUCACAUCAGAGAUGUUGCCGUCAGAAGACUGAAGCACCUGGAUAAUUACUGCAACGCUCUGAUGAAGCUUCCCUCCCACAUUUCCCAAAGUGAGGAGGUUCUUCAGUUCUUUGAAACAAAGUCAGAGGAUCUAAACCCCCCCACAGAAGACUGCGGAAGCUCUGGCAAACGAAAAUCAGGUCUGGAUGCAUCGGAUCCUAUGCUUCUCGAGCAGUAUGUGGUGGUGGCUAAUUACGAGAAACAAGAGCCUGCAGAAAUCAGCCUGCAAGCAGGGGAGGUCGUGGACGUCAUUGAAAAGAGUGAGAGUGGUUGGUGGUUCGUCAGCACCGCAGAGGAACAGGGUUGGGUCCCCGCCACUUAUCUCAACUCCCACAGUGGCACUAGGGACGACUUGGAGUUGGGUGCCACCAAAGCAGGGGAAGUUACUAAGCGACAUAAGGCUCACUUGAAGAGGCUCGACCGGAGAUGGACGUUGGGAGGCAUCAUCAGCCGCCAGCAGAGCCGAGAAGAGAAGUACAUAACGCUGCAGCCAUACUCCAGUCAGGGCAAAGACGAAAUAGCUUUUGAAAAAGGAGAAAUUGUGGAGGUGAUACAGAAAAAUCUGGAAGGUUGGUGGUUCAUUAGGUACCAGGAGAAGGAGGGCUGGGCUCCAGCCUCUUAUCUCAAGAAGGUAAAAGAUGAUUUCUCUCCUCGUAAGAAGACUGCAGCGGGCCCGGUGGAAAUAAUCGGAAACAUCAUGGAGAUCAGCAACUUGCUAAACAAGAAGGCUUUGAGUGAAAAGGACGUGCAGACUGAAGGUGUCCCGGAGAGUCCUCAGGUUGUCAGGAAGGAGAUCAGUUUGCCAAUCCCGUGUGGUGACUCCAGCCCGGGGAAUGGCUCGCAGGACGGGAAAAGCAAAGCAGAGCCCAGCUCACCUGCUGUAGCUCGUAUUGCCCCACAUCGAGUGGAAAUCGGUUCUCCUGUCCUCAGGCAGAAACCUCCACCUCGUAGAGAUGCAACACUGGGGUUUCAGCUGCCCUCCCCUCCUGAGCCCCCAUCAGUUGAAGCAGAGUAUUACACCAUCGCAGAGUUCCAGUCACGUAUUUCCGAUGGCAUCAGUUUCAAUGGAGGACAAAAGGCAGAGGUUAUUGAGAAAAAUUCUGGUGGAUGGUGGUACGUCCAGAUAGGCGAGAGAGAAGGCUGGGCUCCAUGCUCCUACAUUGACAAACGCAAAAAACCUAACUUGAAUAGACGAACAAGCACUCUGUGCCGCCCAAAGGUUCCUCCUCCAGCUCCACCUGUCAAAAAGCAGGAUUCAGUGGAAGCAGUGCCUCCCAGCAGCCCCGGAUCUGAGGCCCCAGAGUACCCUGUGCCCCCUGGGAGACCAGUGUACGAAGAACCAGAAUACGACGUUCCAGCCAUUGGUGAUCUAGACCUUGAAUCUGAAUUUGAAUUUCUGAGGGGAGAAGCUUCCCUGGUGGAUGGAAAGAAUGAGGACACCUGGUCUGAGAGAGGUUCUCAUCUGUCCUCCAAGCCUUCUCCAGCCUCAUCACUCCACAGCGCAUCCUCUAAAAUGGGGGAGUCAUUUGAGGAGUGCCAGGAAGCAGAGGCAGACGAGGAGUGCAUCUAUGAAAACGAUGGGUUCCGGCCUUUCAAGGAGACUCCAGACAGGCAGUGCAGCAGAGACUCAAACUCAUCCAAGACAAGCGUCUCGUCCGAAACUGGCAAGACUACAAACCCGAUAUCUGGUGGACGGAGACCUACAGGCAACAAACUCAAGGCCGACAUGAAUGGUAGCCUGUUUUCAGUCAAACCGGACGAAGUAUCCAGUCCAAAAUCGGCCUGCACCGAGUCCAUGCCAGACCUGUCCACUCCCAAGAAAGAUCAAGAGGAUAGCAAGACAUCCUCUUCCAACAAGUCCUCAUCCAAGUUAAGACCAGUGGUGAGGCCCAAACCGCAGCUGGCAAAAGCCUCCAGUGCAGAGAAGAUGGACAUCAGCACUUUGAGAAGACAGCUGCGACCAACAGGCCAACUGAAGAAUGGAACCAAAGGCAAAGGAGAAGACUCUGAGACAGCUUCUGUGAUUUCCUCAGAAGACUCCUUCUCCUCUCAGAGCACCUCUGAUCUCUCGUCCACCUACUCCAAAGGCAGCCGGGGAGACUCAGAUCUAGAGGUCAGCAACUUGUAUCGCACCACAGAUCCCUAUGUGAAAGUUCAGGAUACUGAGCUCAGCUUCCCUGCUGGGGUGGAAGUGGAGGUGCUCGAGAAGCAAGAAAGUGGCUGGUGGUACAUACGUUGGGGAGAUGCGGAGGGCUGGGCUCCAACUUAUUAUCUGGAGCCGGCCAAGCAACAAGAAGAUGCAGCAGACGCAGAAUCUGAUGGCACCUCUAAAAAAACGGGAAAUUUAAGCAAGUCCAACAGUCUGGAAAAGAAUGAACAAAGGGUGCGGGUGUUAAAUAACAUCAACCAAAAUCUUUGGAAGGUCACUCCACCAAUCCCCUCAAAGCCUCCAGGCGGCCUCUCCAAACCCUCCAGUCUGUUCAGUUCCUUGAAGCAGAGUGGCACCAAACAGCAGCAGGUUGUCAGACCUCAGUCUGUCUUUAUCUCCCCCCCAAUCCGAGAUGGUCCAAGCCCUGUUGGCUCCCUCAGGAGAAAUGAGUCCCUCAACUCAACGGACCACCCGCGGGCCAGCCCCACCGUGCGGCGCAAUGCCUCCUUUGGUACUCUGUCUCCCAGUCUGGCACCAAACAACAUAACCCUCCCCAACAGGAAGAAAUCUGGUUCCAGUAGCUCUGACUUUCUCGGUCCCGGCGCCCAGAAGAACACCCUUCCUGUAUCCACCGUGAAACCCAAGCCCCACAUCAUCCACAACAACCUCAAAGAGGUGUACAUCUCCAUAGCAGAUUACCUUGGUGACGAGGAGACCAUGGGAUUUCCAGAGGGAACGAAUCUGGAGGUGCUUGAAAAAAACCCCAACGGCUGGUGGUACUGCAAGGUUCUGGACAAUGGGCGACCGAGGAAAGGAUGGGUCCCGUCAAAUUACCUCGAGAAAAAGCACUAGCACUCAUGCCUGUGGCCGUCCUCUAGACAUGCAUGCAAAGACUACUCUAUCAGAUGAUUUUGAACAAGGCAAGCUUGGUAUUCUCAAAAAAAUUAACAAAGUUUUUCUGACAAGCAGACAUAUAAAAAUAAAGACUUCUGGUAAAAUUAGUCUGCAUCGUUUAAAACUCCAAACAUUGGUGGCCAAAACCAAAGAGAACACCAAAACGAUUGAAAAAUACAGUAUUCUGCAACAAUUACCUUUAACUUGAAAGAAAUCCUUCCUUUUUGAACCAUUUUCUGCUCAUUUAUUGUGCCAUUAGACUUUUUAUAGCUUGCUGCAUGUCCAAAUUGACUGAUUAUAUCGACAAAUCUGUUGAAAUUAACCUUUUCUCCUCUUUUUCCUAAAACAAAAAGGUCUUGUUGCCAAAGCUGCUUAGUGUUAGUCUCAUUUUGGUGCUGCAUGUUUUUUUUAAAUACAUAUCUUUAUACUGUUAUCAUCUUUGGGUAGAUGUAUUAUAGCCAUGUCAUUUUGUAAUUUUUUCCAAAUGAAACAAAUUGUGAGCAUCGGAUUAACCAGUAUUUUGUUGCACCUACAGAAAUAUUUGUGCUCGCCUCCCUUUUUUUUCUUUUCAUUUUUUAAAAUGUAUUAUAAAUUUUAUAUUUUACAAACAUUCAAAGUUCCCUUAUGGCAGUCAAAAAUAAUAUUUAUUAAUUGCUUAAAUUCAAAAACACACUUCUUUAACAGUGCUACUCCGAAACACAAUUAUGUAAGAAAAUUUCUGCUGGGCAGUAAAUUUGACACGACGCUUAUUUUGGGAUGCUCACUUUUGUUUAAUGUUAACUGUGUGACCAGUUAAAAAACUGAAGUGCCAAAAGAAUGACUUAAAUAAAUGCACUUUGAAAGAAUCGAA
This is a messenger RNA of Oryzias latipes (Japanese medaka), 4327 nucleotides long. Its product is annotated as SH3 and PX domain-containing protein 2A. Gene Ontology annotation, biological process: superoxide anion generation. Gene Ontology annotation, cellular component: cytoplasm. Gene Ontology annotation, molecular function: phosphatidylinositol binding; superoxide-generating NADPH oxidase activator activity; protein binding. NCBI's taxonomy places the organism in Eukaryota, Metazoa, Chordata, Actinopteri, Beloniformes, Adrianichthyidae. The record is from RefSeq and is a predicted model, not a curated record.